UAUCACUGAAGAAUAGCAUGCUGGGAAUUGUAGCCUGAUCCUGCAGGACAAGCGUGGUAUGAAGUGAUCACACAGCUUGCUGGAACUGUAAAUAAAGUUUGCUCUGUGCGUGUUAAAGACGUACAUGUUAAAUGGCAUUCAGCUUCAACUUCGACAUUAAGGCGAAGACGGAUGGAUGUUGCCAAAGCAUUAAGACAGCCGAGAAAGAUGAGGAGGAAGACCAUCUUAAACCAGUGAAGGAUGCGGUGGCGCCCCCUCCUGGUUCUGUGAAGGAGGCCCGUGAGCACCCUCUCCCUCCCUCCCUGCCCGCCUCCCUGAGCGAUGCCGUGACAGAGUGCGUGUGUGUAGGCUCGCUCCCCAGACUCAUGUGUCUGGACGAGUGUGUUCAGGAGCGCACGGCGGGAGAACGAGAGGAGGAGGAUGACGAGGCCAUACUGAAAAGGAGCCGGGAGGAGCGUUCUGACUUGAUCUCUGGUGUGUAUGAGGGGGGCCUGCGGGUGUGGGAGUGCACCUACGACUUGCUGCAACACAUGGACCAGGGGGGCGUGGAGUUCUCUGGGAGGCGUGUCCUGGACCUGGGCUGUGGGGCGGGGCUACUGGGUCUCAUGGCGAUGAGGCUGGGGGCGGAGUCAGUGGACUUCCAGGACUACAACAGCACAGUCAUCACACAGCUCACCAUUCCCAACACACUCCUUAACAUGGACACACACACCGAAACACACUCUAGUGAUGAGGAGGAGGAGGAGGAGGAGGAGGAGGAGGAGGAGGAGAGAGAGAGUGUGUCUGAUGGAAAUAAGGGCAAGAAGAGCGGAAAAGGGGGAGAAAAAGAGAAAGAGGAGAUCAAGAGAGGAGGGGACUAUGUGAAGAAGAGCGAUAAGGGAGGUAUGCUGAAGAGGCGAAAGGAGGAUGAGGGGGAAGGAGAGGAGGAGGAGAAGAGGAAGAGGCAGAAGAGAGAGGAGGAGGAGAGAAGGGAUGCGAGUGACGCCCCUAGUCCAUCACAAGCCCCUCCCACUUGCCGCUUCUUCUCGGGAGACUGGUCCUCCUUCCUCUCCUUGAUUGGACCGGAGCCGGCGCACAAAUAUGACAUCAUCCUGACGUCCGAGACCAUCUACAAUACGUCCUCUUACCCCACACUACACCGGCUCUUCCAUAGGCUGCUGGCGCCUGACGGACAGGUGCUGCUGGCCACUAAGGCGCACUACUUUGGGGUGGGGGGCGGGCUGAUGCUUUUCCAGCGCUUCCUGGAGGAGAGGGGCGAGUUCGCCAUGGCGGCGGUGAUGGACGUGGAGGAGGGCCUGCAGAGACAUGUGCUCAAGAUCACCUUUAAAACAUGCGCACAGGACACACACACCACGUGAUGGAUGCACGCGCAUGUACACACACACACUCACACACACACACACACACACACACCAGACUGAUGGGUGUUAACGUGGUACUGCAGAGACAUCUGGUCAAGAUCAUAUUUGAAACACACACACACACACACACACACACACACACACACACACACACACACACACGCACAAGGCUCAUUCGUGAUGGGGCAGGAUGCAGCAGGAGGCAACACAUGCACACUUUAUCAUUACAAACAUUCUGGUUAGAAAUUCAUAACUAGAGUGUAUCCGCGUGUUGCUGCAACAACUUUGCAUGUUAACUUGUGCUCUACAGUGCUGCAUAAAAGCAGUUUUUUUUCACAUGACCAGGCUUGCACGACGCAAAUGGUUUCUGUAGCCACUGUGAAUUUCUGUUGCUAAACAUGAAUAUGCUAAGCUGUGCCCUGACCAAAACCAUCCCUAUCCCUAACCUGUUAGUAAACAACAUUUCUGCAGCUUAAACUUUGCCAACAACACCGCAACAAGCAUUGAAAAUGGCGAAAUUGUGCCCGACAAAAAACACCCCUAACCCUUACCUUCUAGUUGGCAUGUUGUUGAAACGUCAUGAUGACGUGUUGUAAUUUUGCAGCGCUACGCAGAAUACUGAAUCCUAUGCCAUUAAGAAUGAGCCCAUUCAUAGAUGUGCAGGAGUGACUACAGAGAUGUGGUCAAAAUGUCAUUCAAAACAACAUGUAAUGCAUGUUGUACACACACACACACACACACACACACACACACACACACACACACACACACACACACACACACACACACACACACGUACAUACACGUGCACACACGCACACACCAGAUUUGGGGGCGUCAAUGAGGGAAUACAGAGACUCUUUGAAGACUAUGGGACUGUUCAAAAGCUACUUACAUUCACUGAUGAUCAGAGUGUGCGUGACUAGAGAGAACAUUUGUAAAUGUGUGGACUGAGAGAGCGUCUUUGAAAUAUUGUUGUAGUACCCCCUCUAGUGGUGGCUCUCAAUAAAGUUUUUAAAAAAUA
This is a messenger RNA of Engraulis encrasicolus (European anchovy), 2385 nucleotides long. It is a transcript of the gene mettl18, whose product is annotated as methyltransferase 18, RPL3 N3-histidine. Bases 132 to 1358 code for a protein of 408 amino acids. Gene Ontology annotation, biological process: peptidyl-histidine methylation, to form tele-methylhistidine. Lineage: Eukaryota; Metazoa; Chordata; Actinopteri; Clupeiformes; Engraulidae. The record is from RefSeq and is a predicted model, not a curated record. Gene Ontology annotation, molecular function: protein-L-histidine N-tele-methyltransferase activity. The transcript is spliced from 4 exons.